This is a messenger RNA of Cannabis sativa, 1279 nucleotides long. RefSeq names its product DNA damage-repair/toleration protein DRT102. The coding region runs from base 157 to 1095 and encodes 312 amino acids. Gene Ontology annotation, molecular function: isomerase activity. Gene Ontology annotation, biological process: carbohydrate metabolic process. The record is from RefSeq and is a predicted model, not a curated record. NCBI's taxonomy places the organism in Eukaryota, Viridiplantae, Streptophyta, Magnoliopsida, Rosales, Cannabaceae. The transcript has a single exon.
AUAUCCAAAUAGGCCAAUCAUAGGUCCAGAUUUAUUUCGGCCAGCAUCAACAAAAAAAUAAAAAAUCCUCGUAUUCCUCGCUCACUCACUACCACUACCACUACCACUAUUCACUCCCUCACUUCCAAGUUUCCAACCUCCUCCGACGCCGUUCCUAUGGCCAAUUCCACCGCCAAGACCCUCAAGAUCAUCACCGGCGCCGAUUCCUUCGGCUGCGACCUCAAGGACGUCUUGGUCGCCCACCUCCAAUCCCUCAACAUCCAAGUUGAGGACCUCGGCACUUCUUCCUACUACUCCGUCGCCGCUGACGUCGGCCGCCGUAUCUCCUCCGCCGUUACUGCGUCCUCCGAUGAUUCCAAAGCUGUCGAGACUCGUGGCCUUCUCGCAUGCGGCACCGGUGUUGGCGUCGCCAUCUUCGCCAACAAGUUCCCAGGCGUUAUCGCCGCCACUUGCCUCACGCCUUCAGAGGCUCUUAACGCCCGAUCAAUCAACAACUCCAAUGUCCUAGCUGUCUCCGGCAUGUCGACUUCUCCGGAAUCCGCUAUCGAAAUCCUUGACACGUGGCUCAAGACUCCCUUCGCAUCGCCGUGCCCUGCCUCCGGGAACGAGCCCUGGCCGGAGGAGAUUAAAACUUUUUUUGAAAAUUCCCUGACGGAGAUGCCAAAAAUCGGUGCUGAACUCCCUAAAAUUGAAGAUUCCACUUGCUCUAUUUGUAAUUUGGUGAAGAGUCGGGUCCUUGGGCCGAUCGACAUGAUACCCGGUGGGUCGAUGAAGAUCUUAAGAGAAACUCCUACUUCGGCGAUAGUGAGGUUCAAAGCCGGGAGCGUUGAGCCUGCUCACCACCACACCUUUGGGCACGAUUUGGUGGUGACCGAAGGAAAGAAGACUGUGUGGAAUUUGACAAAGAAGGAAAGGUUUGAUCUGACCAUUGGGGAUUACUUGUUCACUCCUGCUGGGGAUGUUCAUAGAGUCCAGUAUCACGAAGAGACUGAGUUUUUCAUCAAGUGGGAUGGCCAUUGGGACAUGUUCUUCGAUGAAGAUCUUGAGACUGCAAAGAAAGCUAUUAUGAAAGAAUCUGAAAACGGGUCCAAAUAAAACAAUCCAAAUAUGCUACUAUAAGUCUGUAAGUAUAAGUUGGUUUCUUUUAAGGGUUUUAAAGUUUGUUUCUUUAAAGGGUUUUUGAGUAUUUUGAUGAAGCUGAUGUUGUAUAAUGUAUAAUAAAUAAACAAGUUAUUAUGAGUAUUUUGGAUGAAUAAACAAGUUAUUUGUCUUUGAAUAA